AUGGCUGCAUCAACGAGCGAGGUGUCGCCCUGCUUUCUUUCCAUUAUUGAGAUGAGGAGAAAUAACGCCAUAAACGACGAAGAAUACUACUACUACGGACUGGUGCACCUAGCCGGGGUAGUUCACGUUCAAGACAAAACGGGAACUUCUGAACAUGAAAUGGCAUUACUGCACUCAGAUCCGUUUUUCUACAGCAUCUAUAAUGUCUCGAAGGAGAUGGAACCCGUUGAAGAUAUCUCGCCUUUCAUGCGGCUAUUUGGGGCGUAUCACACUAGAAAUCUGGAACAAAUGCAGGCCUAUCACGGCAGUCUUCACGAAACGCAGGCAUCAUACAUGAGGAGACUCCUUGCAAUGCGAGCACUGUGGGACGAGAGGGCUGACGUUCUAAGAUUUUGCCUUCAACGGGGUGGGUUCACGUAUGAGAAGCACUUUGAGGAAAGAGCAAACUUGGCCGAGUCACGGAGUCCGGAACUGAAGGCCGCGAUGGAGGGCACGAGAUUCCGCUGGGAGAACCCUUUUAAACCUCAUGUCUCGGCAGUCUUCGAUGCCGGAGGGGCUCAUGCUGUUAAGUGGUGA
Molecule: messenger RNA, 576 nt
Organism: Neoarthrinium moseri
Lineage: Eukaryota; Fungi; Ascomycota; Sordariomycetes; Amphisphaeriales; Apiosporaceae
Exons: 2
Coding region: 1-576 (191 amino acids)
Source: RefSeq, a predicted model, not a curated record